Molecule: messenger RNA, 2904 nt
Organism: Ochotona princeps (American pika)
Lineage: Eukaryota; Metazoa; Chordata; Mammalia; Lagomorpha; Ochotonidae
Gene: LRRN1
Product: leucine rich repeat neuronal 1
Exons: 2
Coding region: 530-2680 (716 amino acids)
Molecular function (GO): protein binding
Source: RefSeq, a predicted model, not a curated record
GCGGGCGGCACAAAGCGGGGCGCAGCCUGCGCGCCGGAGCCAGCCGCGACCGGGGGAGGGGCAGGCGGCGUCAGCCUGGGUGGCGGCAUAGGCGCCAGGGGCGCCGUCCCCGGGACCUGGCCGCGCGCCGCCGCGCCCUCUGAGCCCCGCUUCCAGACCCUCCUGCAGCUCUGCCCGGGCCCCGCGCCACAGCCGGCGCUUGUGCGGCCGCGUCUCCGGGCUGCGCCUGGGUUCCCCCGGGAGCCUGUGCGCGCUGAGGGCUGGGAGGGAGCGCAGCCGCCACCCCGGCCUCGGGCACAUCUCCUGGCUUUGAUUUGGCAGCAGGAACUCAUGCCAUGGAGCUGCGCGCAUGCCUGGAUUUGGGCGACCCAGUGAAAAGAGUACAAAUUGCAGCCUGUGUCUGAGUACAAGUUUGGAUGCUGACAUGCUGCCCAUUUCACCCGUGCCCUCGUGUGACUGCUGACAGUCCCUGCCUGCAUCCUGUUGGUGCUCCCAAGGGCCUGGAGUGGACCUGGCUGCACAAGCCAGCAUGGCUGGCAUGGGCUCCACUGUAGUGGUCUGCAGGGUGGCGCUGGGCUUGCUGCUGGCCUCUCUGGCUGGUUCUUCCUCACUGAACGGCGAGUGCCCGCAGCUUUGUGUCUGUGAGAUCCGCCCCUGGUUUACCCCCCAGUCGACCUACCGAGAAGCCACCACGGUUGACUGCAAUGACCUCCGCUUAAGCAGAAUCCCCAGCAACCUCUCCACCGACACGCAGGUGCUGCUCCUGCAGAGCAACAACAUCGCGAAGACGGUGGAUGAGCUGCAGCAGCUCUUCAAUCUGACCGAGCUGGACUUCUCCCAGAACAACUUCACCAACAUCAAGGAGGUGGGGUUGGCCAACCUGACCCAGCUUACCACACUGCACCUGGAAGAGAACCAGAUCGCCGAGAUGACGGAUUACUGCCUGCAGGACCUCGCCAACCUCCAGGAGCUCUACAUCAACCACAACCAGAUCAGCACCAUUUCCGCUAACGCCUUCUCAGGCUUGAGAAAUCUCCUGAGGCUCCACCUGAACUCCAACAAACUCAGAGUCAUCGACAGCCGCUGGUUUGACUCGACACCAAAGCUGGAGAUCCUCAUGAUUGGGGAAAACCCUGUGAUCGGCAUCCUAGAUAUGAACUUCAAACCCCUCUCGAACCUGAGGAGUUUAGUACUGGCGGGGAUGUAUCUCACCGACAUCCCCGGCAAUGCCUUGGUGGGCUUAGACAGCCUGGAGAGCCUGUCUUUUUACGACAACAAACUCAUCAAAGUCCCCCAGCUUGCCCUGCAGAAAGUUCCAAACCUGAAAUUCUUAGACCUCAACAAAAACCCCAUUCACAAAAUCCAAGAAGGAGACUUCAAGAACAUGCUGCGGUUGAAAGAGCUGGGCAUCAACAACAUGGGGGAGCUGGUGUCUGUGGACCGUUAUGCCCUGGACAACCUGCCGGAGCUCACCAAGCUGGAGGCCACCAACAACCCCAAGCUCUCCUACAUCCACCGCUCGGCGUUCCGAAGUGUGCCUGCCCUGGAAAGCCUGAUGCUCAACAACAAUGCCCUGAAUGCCGUUUACCAAAAGACGGUGGAGUCUCUCCCCAACCUGCGAGAGCUCAGCAUCCACAGCAACCCCCUGAGGUGUGACUGCGUCACCCACUGGAUCAACUCCAACAAGACCAACAUCCGCUUCAUGGAGCCUCUGUCCAUGUUCUGUGCCAUGCCCCCCGAAUACAGAGGGCAGCAGGUGAAGGAGGUCUUAAUCCAGGACGCAGGGGAGCAGUGCCUGCCCAUGAUCUCUCACGACUCGUUCCCCAACCACUUAAACAUGGAUGUCGGCACCACGGUCUUCCUAGACUGCCGGGCCAUGGCUGAGCCAGAGCCUGAGAUUUACUGGGUCACUCCCGUAGGCAGUAAGGUAACUGUGGAAACACUUUCGGAUAAAUACAGGCUGAGUAGCGAAGGCACCUUAGAAAUAGCUAACAUACAGAUUGAAGACUCGGGGAGAUACACGUGUGUUGCCCAGAACAUCCAAGGGGCAGACACUAGAGUGGCGACGAUUAAGGUUAACGGGACCCUUCUGGAUGGCACUCAGGUGCUGAAAAUCUACGUCAAGCAGACGGAAUCUCACUCCAUUUUGGUGUCCUGGAAAGUUAAUUCCAAUGUCAUGACGUCCAACUUGAAGUGGUCCUCUGCCACCAUGAAGAUUGACAACCCCCACAUAACGUACACGGCCAGGGUCCCGGUGGACGUGCAUGAGUACAACCUGACGCACCUGCAGCCUUCCACGGACUACGAAGUGUGUCUCACGGUAUCCAACAUCCAUCAGCAGACUCAGAAGUCGUGUGUGAACGUCACGACCAAAACUGCCGCCUUCGCACUGGACAUCUCUGACCAAGACGCCAGUACAGCCCUCGCUGCAGUCAUGGGAUCCAUGUUUGCCGUCAUCAGCCUCACGUCCAUCGCUGUGUGCACUGCCAAGCGGUUCAAGAGGAAAAACUACCACCACUCAUUAAAGAAGUACAUGCAGAAGACUUCCUCUAUCCCACUCAACGAACUGUACCCACCGCUCAUUAACCUCUGGGAGGGAGACAGCGAGAAGGACAAGGAGGGCUCCGCAGAGCCCAAGCCUGUGCAGGUGGACACGUCCAGAAGCUACUACAUGUGGUGACCCCCCACAACCGGGCGUUCUGCUUCUGGUAGGAAGGAGCACAAAGACGUUUUUGCUUUAUUAUGCAAAAGUAAUAAGUUGAAGACUUUUGUAUUUUUGACUUUGCUAGUUCGUGGCAGAGUGGAGAGGACGGGUGGAUGUUCUGGAUUUUUAUUAUUACUAUUAUGAUUAUGAUUAUUAUUAUUAUAGCGCAUUGCAAGGGUUUGGCACAGCCGGCAGCAACU